GAGGGACUUGCAGUCAAGUUGAUAGUUCACUUUUUUUCCCCCCUCUUUUUUUAAGGCGCUCAUACCACGCAGGGCGCAUGUCACAGUAGCGCAUAUUUUUGUUUCCAAAAGUAGAUCUCUCUUUUUUUUUUUAAUGCAAAUAUGCGUGCGGGAGACGCACUGCGAUGGACGCUUUUCACGCUCUUAUGCAACUUUUUCACGCAUGCCUUUCCUCCACCACCUUCUUAUGAUCCUUUCCACAGCGGAGUGGUGCACAGACAUCGAAACAGGAACUGGUGCGCCUACGUGGUGCACAAGAACGUCAGCUGCGCCGUGCAGGGCAGUGUGGAGAGCUUCCAGGAGCCUGUGGUGGCCCCUUGCCCACCCUUCAUGACAAACUGCCCCCAUCAAGUGACAUACAAAACCCAGUUCCGACCCACGUACAAGAUUGCCCAGAAGAAAGUGUCGGAGUUGGAGUGGCGCUGCUGUCCGGGCUACCAAGGACCCGGCUGUGGAGAUUUAAAAGCCACUCCAGAACGUCAGAUAGUGCAAGAAAUGCAUGUACAGCAUGGCCCGGCAAGUACUGGAUAUUCAAACAGACACAUACAGAGGCCAGAGCGCAGGGAGACGGGUCACCAUGAGACCAGCGACAAGGUGCACCUUCUGGAAGGUGAAGUUCAUCGCCUCUCCCAGACAGUCCUGGACCUGCAGUCUGUUUUGAAAGGCUUCACGGUCAAUCUACGCGCUGACCUGCAGGAGGACACCAAGAACAUGUUGAUCACGCUCUUCAACAACAUGCAGCCUCCCGACAGCGCGGUGGUCCCGGGACCCGAGGAGAGUCCGGCCGUGCUGGAUGGCCACCAGGCGUCCAGAGGCGGGAUCGCCGGAGACAAGGUCUUGGAAAAAAUUGAAGGCCGCUUAGAUGAUCUCAACGUUGCGCUCAAAAGCAAGGAGGAGUUGCUGGAAGACCUGCGAGGGACCGUCACAAGUCACGAGGGGCAGAUUCGGGUCCUGAUGGAUGCCUCGCAAUCGCAGACUCCGGCCAUGAUGGAGCUUGAUCUUGUGCAGAGCUACAUCGAUGGCAAAGUGGAAAAGCUGAAGAACGAACUGGACCUGACCAUGAAGGAACACUUGGACAAGAUCCAAGCGGCCUGCAGUAGCAAAAUCCAGACCUUGCAGAAGACCUGCGAGGACAGUCGCGACCAAGGUUUGGAAAGCCUCGCCAAAGUGGUGGACAACAAAGAGGCCGACCUCAGGAAGGAGAUCCGGGCUCUGCGGGUGGACAUGGCCGCUGCGGAUGGGCCAUCGCGAACCCAGCGGCAGACGGACCCGGCUAAGACUCAGGAGGACCGUAGCGACCGCAAAGACUUGUGGCUCGAAAUCGAACGUAUCACGGAGGCUUACCGCAUCUUAAACGUUCGCAUCGACAACGAGCUGAUACACCUGUCCGAGCCCCGGGAGGACAACGACGACUUCCUCCCGUUGAUUGAAGAAUUGGAGGCCCGCUUAAACGUCAGCGAACAAAAUGCAGAAACUCACUGCUUCUACAUCGAAGAGAAGCUGACGCGGAUCAUCACAGAAGAAGUGGCGUCGCUAAGGCAAGUUCUGGACGAGCGUCUCAACAGCAUGGAGGACCAGUUCACCAGCAUGCUGGUGGAAAUGAGCAACAACUCCUUCUCGGGGGGGUUCGGAGACUCCACGGAUACCGUACAGGCGCAAGUCAACAACAACAAAUUCCUCCUUCAGGGUCUGGACGACAAGAUCAACGCCGUUGGAGAAUUGUGCUCGGCAGGCUGCUCUAGCUCAGAAACCAGCGUCGCUGAAGGAAGUCCCUCGCCCUCAUCUAAGGGACUGGAUAUCAUUUGGAAGGAUCUGGGUCGCUACAGGAAAGACUUGGACGCUCUUCGUACCGAUGUGGGCGCAAAUACCGACAAGCUCCAGCAGUUGCUAGAAAGAGAAUCGGCCAGGAACCAGAAACGUUCCGAGAAUAUGGACGACUUCCAGAAGGAACUGAUUAACAUUCAAGAUAACGCUGUGGGCCUGGCCGGUGCCGUCACCGGACUGAGUGAUUCCUUGAGCAGGUACAACCAGGACAUGGUUCAAAUCAACGCAACAUGCUGCCGGGCGGAGCGAAGUGACCCGGGGAGGUCGGUGCUCGCCGCUCAGCCUGACGCCAGCGGCGGCCACAUGGAGGAACUGAGGAACCAAGUGGACGCACUCGCCAAGCAGGUGUUGACCGAUCGGAGUCGGUGCGAACGCGUGGAAGGACGGGUGGAUGCUCUGGAGAAGGCGUGCCUCAGGAUAGACAGCGACCUGAAAGCCGACCUGGCGAGAAUGAACACAACCUGCGGACGUCACGGCGCCGACAUCGGCGAAGUGCACAACGCCUUGCGACGCUUCCAGGCCCAGCUGUCCGCCAUGGCCAGACAGGUCUCGAAAGAUGUCGCUGCCAAGGAUCCAGGAGUCCUCCUCAGACCCGAGCCGCCGGCAUCCCCGCCGGACCCUGGCAGAGGCCGGGUUCACCAAAUCCACAUCCCCCUCAUCAUCCCCCCACCCAGGCAGCCCAACACGCACGUGGUGAGGCCGCCCCCGCCGAGUCGGCCCGCCGCCCCGCAGUGGCCCGGGAGCCACGGCGUCCCCGUGGUGCCCCGCAGGCCCGUGGUGGAGACGGGCGAGGCCGGACCCCCGGGGUACAUGCGCAGGGUCACGGUGAGGAGGGGAUCCGAGGACUCGGCAAGGCCGCAUCUUACCGGAUUCGCUGGAGCGCCAGGCUAUCCUCCUUUGCAGCCGGUAUCGCUCAAGCCUGAGAGAAGCAGCCACACAGGUCCCCUUGCAGCUAAAGUACCCUGGAACCCGUUCGACCAAGCUUCACUCGAAUCACGUGGCGUUCUAGUAGAGCGCGCCGCCGUGGCCGAUCCUUUCUCCUUCUCGGCCGGGCUCACUCUCCAGCCUUUCUCUGGCGAGUUUGGCAUCAUCCGCUUCGACAAGGUUCUGCUCAACGACGGGGGCCACUACAGUCCCCGCACAGGACUGUUCACAGUCCCGCAAGAUGGCCGCUACCUGAUCUCAGGGCUUCUGACGGCGCAGCACGGCGAGUCGGUGGAGGCGGUCCUGUCCGUCUCCCAGCGCAGCAUCCAGAGGUUGCGCAGCUCGGGGGCAGCCGGUCGGGACGCGUGCGCUUGCGGCGGUUCCGUCUCCUUCAGCCUCGUGGUGCCUCUGAAGCGAGGCGAUCGCGUGGGUCUGCUGAGGACGUCGGGCCGGCUGGCCACCACCGAGGCCCGGGAGGUGCUCUCCACCUUCGGCGCCCUUUUCCUGUACGGCCCUCCGGCCCAGCGCAGAUAGCUGAAGCUCAAAGACUGCAAUGUGAACUGUGUGCAUACAAAGGAACAAACAUCAUCUAAUAUAUUUGACAAUCUUUGUACCGCCCAUUGUGAAUGCGGAAAGGUCUUCAUAAUUUAACGCUCGUAAUCUGUGACGUGACAGUAAUAAAUGGUCGAUUAUGAA
Syngnathus typhle (broad-nosed pipefish) is the source of this 3483-nucleotide messenger RNA. It is a transcript of the gene emilin2a, whose product is annotated as elastin microfibril interfacer 2a. Gene Ontology annotation, molecular function: protein binding. The transcript is spliced from 9 exons. The record is from RefSeq and is a predicted model, not a curated record. Bases 142 to 3321 code for a protein of 1059 amino acids. NCBI's taxonomy places the organism in Eukaryota, Metazoa, Chordata, Actinopteri, Syngnathiformes, Syngnathidae.